UCGGGGAUAUCUCACCCGAUAGCAAAACGAUGCUACUAUUACACUUUCACCAAGGUUCGGUACGUUCGCCGCAGCGGUGAUACAAACAACGACAACUUUCUCAGUUGGUGACAUUUUUAUUCGCUUUUGAAAGGAGAUUCAGAGAAAAGACGAAGCCACCCCUUCUCAUUAACUGCGGCAGAAGAGCCCAGAUUGAGAGAAGUCUAUGAGUGUGGGUGUGGGCCUGAGCGUGGGAAGGCUUACAUGUACAAAAUCCGAACCGUGAAUCCCUUAAAGACGUCGUGUCAGUGACCGGCCAUCAAAAACGGAACGUAAUUCGCGUAUUAACGUAGUGAAUUUAUGAUACGCAAGGCAACAUUUUCUUAGUAUUCCUGCAUACGGACAUUGUAAGAGGGAACAAGCUGCGCUGACACUUUUUGAGUGCGGCUGAAAGUCGGUCAGUGUCAGCCGUGAUAUGACCUGUCGCCACUUGGCGAUGUGGCGGAGGCCGACGGUGGUGUAAAUUGUGAGUGUUGAAGCGCGCGCGUGUUCGAAGACACGUUAUGUCAUCAAGGACAAGUUAAGCAGGACACGUUAUGUGAUUAGUAACCUCAACGAGUCAGUGCUAGGUGGCCGUUUCUGGGUUCGCGAUUUUUCACGCUAUGCGCGCAGUGUGCAGUUAUCUUCAAAGCAGUUUGUGUGUAUGUGAGGCAAGUGAACGACGUAUAUUCUUUGUAUUCUUUCACUGAUCUACUUAUAACUAUCACUGAAAGAAAAGACAUCAGAGUAUCAGAACCAGCUUCAACCAGGAUAACAAUAACAUUAUGUAUCAACAUGUGUCUUCAGUAAGUCGACAACGAACAAGGCGUUUGACCCACACCCAGUGCAGGUGAUAUACUAUCAUUUUUCGAUAGACGCCCUAGAAUUCAUCCGCCUGUCUGAAUUGACGAGCAACCCAUAUAUGUUUCAUCUUCUCAACAAACUCAGAGGAUCAGCUGAGCUUCGACCGACCCGCCUCGACACCCACGUCGAUAACAGGCCGUAAUAUCUCGGAAGCUGUAAGCCGCUGCUGGUGUUGAGCAGGCAGAUCGGGUUGGCUUUAGAGGCCUCGUCUUGGCUUAGUUUUGCAUAUGUCCAUAUCCAGAUUCACGCAUCGGUCACACCCAGUAAUCUAGAUCCACGCGACUGAUUUCUGUUCGGAAAUCUUUUGCCGCAAAGAUGUUGUUUCACGUGGACGCGCCCCAUCCACAUCAGCUGAAGCUGUCACAGGAUCAGUAUCAGCCACAGUCUUUCGCCAUGCCCUCAAUGUAUCCACACCCUCUACGGCGAGAAGACGCUAGCUGCUACGAAUCCUCAUUCUUCCCUGUCGAUCAGGUGGGCGUCGGCGGGGGCGGCGGCACGAAUCUUGGCGGGGGUGUGGGCUCCCACCGGGGGAUGUCUGGUCUUGAUCGAGACUAUCGACCGACGCCGACCGAAGCGACGACGUUCGAGUACGAAUCGCCAUCGAGCGGUGCGUUCAUGCGCUAUACCCCACAUAGUCCAUCGGGGUCGUCCUGCUCGGCGACAUCACCGUCGAGCGGAACGGGCAAAAGUGAAUACGCCUGCAUGUGGGUCGAGCCCGAAACGGCCACGUUCAACCCGGGCUACCCGCUCAGCAGUGUAUCAUCCUCUAGUCAACGAAGUGCGAGUGGCGCGGGCGGAACUCGCGGUCCCUGCGGGAAGACAUUCCUCUCGAUGCCCGAGAUAGUCAAUCACCUGACCGUCGAUCACGUGGGCGGUCCCGAGUGCACGAACCAUACCUGCUACUGGGAAGACUGUCCACGAAACGGGAAGCCAUUUAAGGCCAAAUACAAACUGGUCAAUCAUAUUCGAGUACACACUGGCGAGAAACCAUUUCCCUGCAUGUUCCCCGGCUGCGGCAAGGUGUUCGCGCGAAGCGAGAACUUAAAGAUUCAUAAACGGACGCAUACGGGCGAGAAACCGUUCAAGUGCGAGUUCGACGGCUGUGACAGACGUUUCGCCAACUCGUCGGACCGCAAAAAGCACUCGCACGUCCAUACGUCCGACAAACCGUACAACUGCUGCGUUCGCGGCUGCGACAAGAGCUACACGCACCCCAGUUCGCUGCGCAAGCAUAUGAAGGUGCACUGCGGCAGUGGCAGCGUCGCUGUCGGCAGUAGCGGAACCCCUCCAUUGAGUCCGGGGGGGUCUGACUACUCAGGUCCGACAUCGGAUACGGCGUUCCCGACGCCGGUUGUUGGCGGUCUCACGUUGCCAAUAACUUUAUCCGAACGUGACCGAGAGCUGCAGGCUGGACAGGCGCACCUUAGCAGUGGGCGCAGCGCGACCGGGGUUCCGUCGGGGGCGUCCUUAAGUGGAGCGCCCCCGAGCGUGUCUUCUCUUCCGCAGCUGCAGCAGGGACUGACUGGUCAGGGUGGUCUCAGCUUAGCUGGGCAGGGUGGCGGCAGUGGUGGCAGCGGCGGCACCAACGCUAACAGUGGACCAGGAGUUCACCCUGGGGGUGGCGUACCCCCUCCUCCUAGCAGUGCAAGUGGCCUCAUUGGGGCCUCGCAUGGUCUAGCGACGUCCGGAGGGCUCAGCCAAACCGGCCUAAGUCAUGGGACCUUAGGCGUCGGAAUGGGUGUCGGUGUGGGAGUCCCCAACGUGCCUAAUCCCUUACGGCCACCACCGCCUACCGGCCUUAAUCAGCUGAACAACCUGAACAACUUGAACAAUCUCCCGAACCUGAACCUCCUGCCGUCAGCCGGGAACGCGAAUGGCCUCAUGUCACCAGGUCUCCCGCUAUCGUCCGGUAUCUCUACCCAUCAUCACCAUCACCACCAUCAUUUGCCACCUUCGAAUUAUAACGAUUGGUAUCAUCCGCAGCAAUGUACCAACCCGCCACAAACCAUCCUGCAUCCGCACCAAGCAUUGCAGUUUCAUCAUCAGCUAGCACCACCCACGGCCUAUUAGUUGGAUAGGAUACACCAUACACAUGUGCUUACCAUAUUGACUGACAGCCUAAAGCGUACAGCCAGCCAGACAAAGAUAGAAGCGGAUGAGAUUGUGUAUUUGUGCGCGUGCGCAUGCAUGCAUGUGUGUUAGUGUGUGUGCACGCGCGAACGAGAGAAAGAAUUUAAAUAUAUAUACGCGCAAAGUCGAAAUAAGUGGAAACGAAAAUAUGGGACAGCGGCUACGAGACCUAUAGAACUCUAGAUAUGACACAGCAAAGACGUACGAAAUUAUAGCAUUGAUAGAAUUAUGGCUCCGAUUAAACAAAACACCAGUGGUGCUAGAGAUGUGGCGAUAAAAUAGAGAAAACGUCAGUGAGCUAGCGGCGAUAAUAGUAGUCCUACCGAAAGAUACACAAGGCCGGUGGGUGGCACAUCAGCAAACGGCGAUGGAUGACAAGGAAAGGUUGUAGCGGAUUGCGUAAGACAACCUACUUGGAACGGUAAAGAAAAUUAUAGGAAAGAGCGAAUCGAAUAGGGUAGAUAAAUACGAAUAGGAACAAGACAAAAGCAGAAACAACCAAGGCGGUCACACGAAGUUCUUGAUUAUGUAAAUUGUGACCAGUUCUCGGGUUGUUAAUUCUUGAAAUGGAAACCUCUUCAACGGAAGGAGACCUUCGUCGAUAUAAUGAAGUUGGCAGAUAUAUGACGCAGAUCAUGCAUGGCGUGUGAUGCCGUCUGAGAAGUAGGUCAACGGUAGCGAGAGAGUUUGGCUGAUCCAUACAUAGAGAGCAUUUACUAUUGAAACAGAGCGAUUCAAAAUGAAAACAGGAAGCAGCAACGGCAAGUAAAGCAAAGAGGAUUGGUGAUGAACAAAAGAAGGCUGCGACGACUGAA
Messenger RNA from Varroa destructor (honeybee mite), 3827 nucleotides. RefSeq lists its product as uncharacterized. The record is from RefSeq and is a predicted model, not a curated record. Lineage: Eukaryota; Metazoa; Arthropoda; Arachnida; Mesostigmata; Varroidae.